Zea mays is the source of this 1299-nucleotide messenger RNA. RefSeq names its product probable lactoylglutathione lyase, chloroplastic. The record is from RefSeq and is a predicted model, not a curated record. Gene Ontology annotation, molecular function: metal ion binding; lactoylglutathione lyase activity. The transcript has 9 exons. The coding region runs from base 87 to 1109 and encodes 340 amino acids. NCBI's taxonomy places the organism in Eukaryota, Viridiplantae, Streptophyta, Magnoliopsida, Poales, Poaceae. Gene Ontology annotation, cellular component: cytoplasm.
GCGGCGACAGUUGUCCAAACCAAAUACAUUGAGGAUAGCACGAGAAAGGGGCGCCAAGCAAACCGGGUCGGCCAGCAGACACUGCCAUGAGGACUCUACUACCGGUGGCCGCCGGCCGCGGGACCGUCGCCUGCGCGGCCACGCCCGUCCCCCGGAGGUCGCUGCUCCUCUCCACCGCUGCCGCAGGUGCGGCGCUGCAGCCGGAGCAGGUGGCUGGAACGAGGCCGUUGAGGCUGACCAGGAGCGAGGCCAGCGCCGUGGCAAAGCCCAGGACCUCGGCCGACGAGGCCAUCUCCUGGGCGAAGAAAGACAACCGCCGCCUCCUCCACGUCGUCUACCGGGUCGGCGACCUCGACAAGACGAUCAAGUUCUACACCGAGUGCCUGGGGAUGAAGCUGCUCAGGAAGAGGGACAUUCCAGAGGAGAAGUACAGCAACGCGUUCCUCGGGUACGGGCCCGAGGAAUCGCAUUUCGUCGUCGAGCUCACUUACAAUUACGGGGUUGACAAAUAUGACAUAGGCGAAGGGUUCGGCCAUUUCGGCAUCGCAGUCGAGGACGUGGCCAAGACAGUAGAGCUCAUAAGAGCAAAGGCUGGAAAGGUCAUCAGGGAGGCCGGUCCUGUCAAGGGCGGCGAGACCGUCAUCGCCUUCGUGGAGGACCCCGACGGCUACAAGUUUGAGAUCAUCGAGAGGCCUGGAACUCCGGAGCCCUUGUGCCAGGUGAUGCUCCGCGUCGGCGACCUUGACCGUGCCAUAAGCUUCUAUGAGAAGGCCUGCGGCAUGGAACUGCUCCGGAAGCGAGAUAGCCCUGAGUACAAGUACACAGUGGCAAUGAUGGGUUACGGCCCUGAAGACAAGGACGCGGUGCUGGAGCUGACCUACAACUAUGGUGUCACCGAGUAUGCCAAGGGGAAUGCAUAUGCCCAGAUCGCCAUUGGCACCGACGAUGUCUACAGGACCGCGGAGGCGGCGAAGCUGUCCGGAGGCCAGGUGGUGCGGGAGCCGGGGCCCUUGCCAGGGAUCAACACCAAGAUCACAGCCAUCCUGGACCCUGAUGGCUGGAAAUUGGUCUUCGUCGACAACAUGGACUUCGCCAAGGAACUGGAGUAGCCACGCCAACGACCUCGGACGCCCUGCAACAGGAUUAACUCGCACUGCUGUUGGUCCGUAAUUAAAAUGAAAGCUAUCCUAGUGAAAUCCCAAAUUUUCAUCAUGCAUAGAAUACAGGACCACCAUUAUAUUUGCGAAAGACCCUGAAUCAACGAUCCCAGACAGAUGACUUAUGGGCCAAUUCCCUGUA